AUCUAUUUACACAAACAUUCUUGUCUUAUUUAUUUGGAAAAUUCAAACCUUACAGACAAUGGACGAAAAGCAGCUGGUUAAGCUGGACUGUCGAAUUUGUGAUAAGCCAAUUGGAAAACAAGGAGUAUACUUCCACAAUGAAGCUGCUGGUACUACUCAGACUUUUGCUGAGAUUUAUCUCAACUUAUUUGGAAUUGAACCGAAAGAUGGACCUCAAGAUUUAUGUUGGAACUGCUCCAAAGUUCUGAUUUCCACAUUUCAAUUGAGAAAGAGGAUCAAGGAAAAUGAAAAAAUACUCAUGACUUUGAAUGGCAGAGAUUCGAGUGGGUCUAUUAGUGCGGACCAAAAAGUGAUUAAUUUCUCUAAAGUGAAAACGGAAAAGGACAACGAAAAAGAAGUAGAUCCAAUGAUUGAAUCAGUCGUAGUAAAAAUUGAGCCAUCUGUACAGCUUGAAAUGGAGGUGUCGGAUGACGAGUGUUCGAGUGAUGACGAACCCUUACAAAAGUUUGCAUCAAAGAAAAAAGGGAAGGGAACUCCUAGACCUAAACGUGUUGAAGAUUUUACAAUUGAAUGUCCAUUGUGCGACUUCAAGAGCAACGUUAAGGAUACAUAUCAGAAACACGUCUAUCGAGUUCAUAAUAGGCAGGAAAUGAAGUGCGAUGGAUGUGAAGAGAGUUUUCAUUUGAUCUACCUGCUGCACCAACAUCGUGAAGUCGAGCAUAAUUUUACGCAUGAAUAUCAAGUCGUCACUAAGCCAAUGCCAGAAACCAAUAAAAGCGGUCAUGGAGAUGAAGAAGAAGAAACCAUCCAUUGUCCACUUUGUGAUUAUCAAAGUAACGUCAAGAACAACUACCAGAAGCACGUUAUUCGUACACACAAUAGGCAGGAAAUGAAAUGUGAGGAGUGCGAUGAGAAACAUCACCUGAUUUACAUACUCGAGGAACAUAGGCGGGAGAAACAUGGAUUAACAAGCCCAUAUGUAGCUGAUGAGUCUUUAAAAUUGAAAACGUUCGAUAAAAGAUUUGGAAGUUUCAAAAGACGCUCGAAUGGCGAGUGUAUGGGCGAAAAUGAGGACACUUCCGGGAAGAACUAUCCUUGUCCUCUUUGCUCGUAUUGCAGCAACAGAGUUACGCGUUUUUCCGACCACUACAAAAAUAUGCAUGAUAAUAUAGAAAUGACUUGUGAUGGAUGCUCAGCAAAAUUCCAUCUUUAUUAUCGGCUAUUAGAGCACCGUAAACUUGACCACAACUUUGAUCAUGAAUAUAUUGUUCCCGAGUCCAUUAUUCUCGAGGAUAAAAAUCGGAAGGAACAGCGCCGUAUCGAGAAAGGUCAACAUUUUCCGUGUCCAGAAUGUGAUCGUUGGUUCACCGAAAGACGGAAUGUGGCGAAGCAUCUUCGAGUAGUUCACAAAUAUAUGGAAUACAAAACGGCAGAUCUCAAGAUGAAAACUAUAGAAGGUCUGGACCCCAACUUAUUUGCAAAGAAAAAAUAUGUCUAUCCAAAAGUGGUGUGUAGUUUCUGUGGAAAGUUAUAUCCAAAUAGCUCAUUGGAAAACCACAUUCGAAAUCGUCAUCCGGAACAACGGGAUCCUUAUGUUUGUGAUCAUUGUGAUCACAAAGCAAAGACAAAAACACUCUUGCUGGUGCACAUGUUCAAAAUACAUAAUUUUGAGGUGAGACUAUCAGAGCAUCACAAAGCAAAGGCAAAGUCAUCUGCAAAACGACAAACUGACAGUAAUGUCAUUAAAACACCUCAAGGCACAACCGAAUAUCUCUGCAGAUAUUGUCCAGAAAGAUACCCCUUCAGAGUUAGUAGAAAGCGUCAUGAAGUCUCUACACACACAUUUGAUUGGCCAUAUAGCUGUGAAUUGUGCGAUAAGAAAUUUAUUUUACAAUUUGAGCUGAAAAAACACUUACAUCGACACAUGGAAGGCAAAAGAUUAAGUUGUUCGAGAUGCCAGACUUGCGGACAAAACUUUACUAAGAAAAAAUUGCUAGAAAAACAUCAAUGUCCAAAUGCAGCGUAUCCUGACUCAUUGCCAGAACAUUUACAACAAUUUGCAGCGUUUCGGUAAUUUUAAAUUUUAGUCCCCAAUAGAACCUAAAUAUAAUGAUAA
Molecule: messenger RNA, 2116 nt
Organism: Culicoides brevitarsis
Lineage: Eukaryota; Metazoa; Arthropoda; Insecta; Diptera; Ceratopogonidae
Product: PR domain zinc finger protein 5-like
Exons: 1
Coding region: 59-2074 (671 amino acids)
Biological process (GO): regulation of transcription by RNA polymerase II
Cellular component (GO): nucleus; chromosome
Molecular function (GO): chromatin insulator sequence binding; zinc ion binding
Source: RefSeq, a predicted model, not a curated record